Drechmeria coniospora is the source of this 1005-nucleotide messenger RNA. RefSeq lists its product as uncharacterized. The record is from RefSeq and is a predicted model, not a curated record. The transcript has a single exon. Bases 1 to 1005 code for a protein of 334 amino acids. Lineage: Eukaryota; Fungi; Ascomycota; Sordariomycetes; Hypocreales; Ophiocordycipitaceae.
AUGCCUGUCCAGCUUCUCCCGGCGUCGGCGGCCGCCUUCGCCCCCAGGGCCUCUUCCGUCAACGUCGUACUCGCUUCCAAGGUCGAACCCUGGCUCACCCAGACGCUCAAGCGCAUAAGCCGCGUCAAGCGUCCCCUCAACAGCGUCGCCCAGCACCAGAGGUGCCUCGCCGAGACGCUCUCGUCGCCGGAUGCCAUCUGGACCCUCGCGUCGCUCAUGCUGCCCAAGCUGCCCGACGCCGACAUGCCCACCGACGCUCUCGAGAACCUCUUCAGCCAUCGACUCCUUCACGUCGAGGCCUACAUCGUUCACGUCGACAUGGUCUUGCGCGACGAGGUCGCCUUCAAGCUCACGUCCGACUCCAUCGACGCCCUCGUCGACUAUCACCGGGACAUCCACUGCCUCGACGCCAAGGCCGGCACCUACGACUGGUCGGAAAAGGACCAGCAGUGCGAGAAGCUCCACGACGAUUUCAUCCAGGCCGUCAACAAGUUCGUCUUCCGCACCCACGUCCAAGCCCUCGAGGGUCUCGAGGAGGACGGCGCCGGCGAGCUGCUUUGCGGCAAGAGCGACGACGUCAAGCGUGCCAUCUUCCAUCUCAUGAAGCCGCUGCUGCCGCCCCCGCCUCGCGUCGUCGACGUCGUCCGUCAGCCGCCGCCGCUGCCCAGUUCGCCCAUUCCCAACCUGUGGCCGUCCGUGACGAUGCCCGUCGAUGCCUGGAGGGUCCUGUCCUCGAGCCCCAGCAUCACGUCGACGACGGCCGACUCGAAUCAGCCGUCGCCCCUCUGGGGGGGGAUGACCGUGAGCGAGAUGCCUGUGCCGUCGCCGCCACCGGCCUUUGGCCAGCCGCCCGAGUCUGCCGCCGACUUCUUCGCCGCGCCGGCCCUUUCGACCCUCGUCCCUAACCUGCCUCUCCCGAGCAUGCUGGCACCCCAAUGCGGAGUCAGCGUCGGCAUCGGCGGCUUCGGAUGGGAUCGCUAUCACGAGUAUGCCACCAUCAUGUGA